Molecule: messenger RNA, 2098 nt
Organism: Aquila chrysaetos chrysaetos
Lineage: Eukaryota; Metazoa; Chordata; Aves; Accipitriformes; Accipitridae
Gene: NSL1
Product: NSL1 component of MIS12 kinetochore complex
Biological process (GO): mitotic sister chromatid segregation
Cellular component (GO): kinetochore; MIS12/MIND type complex
Source: RefSeq, a predicted model, not a curated record
AGGCCCGGCGCUACUGGGUCCCGUCUCUGGGCGCUUGUGCCCGCUCCUGCCAGGGGCUCAGCACAAAGCUGAGGCGCCCCACGGCGUCAGCCCGUAGGUUAGCGGGUUUAUGUAGCUGCUUCCCCCGAGGUGGCCAACCCGCGCAGGGCGGUGAGGCUGGAGGGGCCUUUCUAGCCGCAGAUGUGGCGUACCUGUGCCCAAAGGAUGGCUUCUCAAGCUCUCCCGUGCUUGCAGAACUUCGAAACAGCGGUGCAGGAGAACGUUACCGUUAAUGGGCAGCCCUGGGAGGAGACUUCGGAUGACUCCGAGCUGCAGAGUGGUUCCAACAUCAAAAUUCUUGAAGAUCAAUUUGAUGAGCUAAUAGUAGAGACAACAAAAAAGCGUAAGCAGUGGCCUAAAAAGAUACUGAUGCAUGCUAUCCAAACCAUGAAAGCAGAGCAAGAGUUGUUGAAGCUCUACCAGCCUUUUGUAACACCAGAAGAGAUAAGAUCACAGCCUUCUCAAGAUGCUUACAUCGCAGAUCUGAAGCAGGUGACAGAAACGGCAUCCAAAGAGAUUGGUGGAGCAAUGAAGUCUCUCCCAGCACUAAUAGAAAGAGCAGAAGGUUUUUCCCAAGCGUUAACUUGGCAACCAACCUUGGAACUCUGCAAGCUGCGGCAAGAAGUCUUUGCUGGUUGCAAGGCGAAGGAGGAAAAUAAUGUCCAAAAUUUCGUAUCACCAGGAGAAGUCACACCAACAGACGCUGAUACCAGUAAAAAUGCUUACGUUUUGCUAAAAAAAAAAAAAACUGCAGAUUCACCUGAAAGAAGACGCUACCCACUUCGGCGAAGGAAGAUUACUCUCAGCACAUGAAUUUCCCAUUUAGUAUUUCGAUGGAAUCUGGGUUGUAUUCUUGCACAGUGUGCUCAGUCUUUUUCCUUAAAACUUUGUCUCCCCUCUAAUUCAGUGCUAUACAUGGGAGCUUCCUGAAUUAUUUAGUCUUUGAUCCUUUUAAAUAUUUCUAUUUUUACUGUCACACUGACGGUAUUUGAAAGCCUACGCAUACCAGUAGCAUCCGAUAUCCAGCAAGUAUAUUUGCUGAUUAACUCUCAUUUUUUGCUCUCCCAUUACAGCAUUUAGCUUGAGUCCUCAUGCUUCUCAGAAUUUGUGCACGUACUUUAUGUGUAUGGACAGUCUUAGUAAACUAUUAAAUGCUCAUUUACAUUAAGCAUGUCUCUAAAGAGGUUGGAGAAUGUCUAGUUCUCCUAAUGCACCUUCAUUUAUUACUGAGUUGGAUGGCUAUUUUUUUCAUAAAUUUAAAAAGAAAUUCACACUGGAGCAUAUUGAAAACAUCAGAUUUGAUACGAUGUUACAGUUUUUAGAAAAUCCACACACAAAUGUGAAAUUGGUCCCUGCUAUUCCACCUUUCCUGAAUUUAGGUCAGCUGGGCUUAUUUAUAGUCAUGUUUGUUUAAACUUGGAUUUUUGGUAAUUGUAUGUAUUUACUUGCAGUGUGCUCUUCUGAACAAGGAUUCGAGCAUCCACAUCUUGCGAUCUGAUAUUUCGUUUCAUGUAAUCCAAUUAUGCAGUCUGGGGGUUUCCUGGAUGAUAUUUCUACACAUUAUAGGAUCUUGACUUAGGUCAUGUAUGCAUUUGUGAUGUUUGACUAAACUUUAAAGAUCAGUAUAGGCUACCAGUAAAUGGUAUUGACUUGAGCUAGCCUACUUUUUUUUUUCUUUACACAUCAGUACCUAGACAAUUGCACAGUAGCACUAAAUUGAGCAUUGUGCCUUCAGCAUUCAUAACUUUUUCUUGUUUAUGAUUGCAUGUGCUUGCAGUAAAUACUCGUGUCUAAUAUGUAACAUAUUUCUCACACAGUAAAUGGAGGGGUUGUUUUAGAAGCUUUAUUAAUGAAGUGUACUGUGGUAAGAAGAUAGGUCUAACCUAAUUCUAAGAGAUGGAAAAUUUUCAAGAAAACGUGAGAGAUUUUAGCAUUUAUUUUGUAAAGGUAUCUGUACUGAGACUUUGUAUAUUUAAUCAUAUGUAAAUAUUUGUUUCCCGUUGCUCUUGUAUAUACAAACGUGUGUUUUUAUACAAAGUAAAUUAAAUCAAUUAAGGAA